This is a messenger RNA of Aedes albopictus (Asian tiger mosquito), 674 nucleotides long. It is a transcript of the gene l(1)10Bb, whose product is annotated as protein BUD31 homolog. The record is from RefSeq and is a predicted model, not a curated record. NCBI's taxonomy places the organism in Eukaryota, Metazoa, Arthropoda, Insecta, Diptera, Culicidae. Bases 123 to 557 code for a protein of 144 amino acids. Gene Ontology annotation, cellular component: nucleus; spliceosomal complex. The transcript has a single exon. Gene Ontology annotation, biological process: mRNA splicing, via spliceosome.
UUUACGACCGCCGUCACCGUCGUUUGUUGUCGUUCCGUUUACGUUUGGUGCGCGGUGUUUCGGUUUUUCCCCAACUCAAGUAGAAAUUUAACUAUUCCGUGGAAAGUUCCUGCAAAGAGAAAAUGCCCAAAGUGCGCCGCAGCCGCAAGCAACCUCCGGAAGGAUGGGAGCUCAUCGAACCGACCCUCGAAGAGCUGGAGCAGAAGAUGCGUGAAGCAGAAACGGAACCGCACGAAGGUAAACGUAUCACCGAGUCGCUGUGGCCCAUCUUCAAGAUUCAUCACCAGAAAUCGCGCUACAUUUACGACCUGUUCUACCGGCGGAAAGCCAUCAGCCGGGAGCUGUACGAGUACUGCCUGAAGGAGAAGAUCGCCGAUGGGAAUCUGAUUGCCAAGUGGAAAAAGUCCGGCUACGAGAAUCUGUGCUGCCUGCGGUGCAUCCAGACGAGGGACACCAACUUCGGGACGAACUGUAUCUGCCGGGUACCGAAGUCGAAGCUGGAGGAGGGCCGAGUGGUGGAGUGCGUGCACUGCGGAUGCCGCGGUUGCUCCGGGUAAGGUUUUUGGGUGGUGCGUGGAAAAAAGAUGUGUGUAUGUUUUGUGUUUUAUCGCAAAGGCAUUCUUUAGAGACGAUAAUUUCUUUUGAAGUAAAAUAAAUAUUGAGGGAUAGUAAAA